UGCUGAAGUUAAAACAGACCAGUCAAGAGGACAGUUCUGCUGGAAGAAUCGACCGGGUCAACCUCACACUCAAAGUGACCAAUCCCGUCACCAAGGCAAGCACACCCAGCCGACACAGAAAGGACAUGACUGCCGCCUCAUCUAUGUCAUCUCUAGCUUCCUCCUCCUCCUCCAGCGGUUCCUCACAUUCAGACUCGGCUUCCUCUGGAGCUCGACACAACUACUACAGAGACAACUUGUCCGUAGGGAGGGCAUCCUGGAGGUCUGAGGCAAGCCUGACACCUCAGCGCAUGCACCAUAACAUUCCUCAUCGAUUCGCAACAGGCUUGAACACACGGGCAACAAAAUGUGGCUUGUGUCUGGGCACUGUUCACUUUGUGAGGCAGGCAUCCAAGUGUCAGGAAUGCAGCUUGGUUGUACACCCCAAGUGUGCAUCAUCAGUCCCCGCCACAUGUGGACUUCCCACAGAAUAUGUCCGCCAUUUUGCCUUAAUGAUGAGCCGCAUCUACAGAGACGGCCGGGAGAGGGAGUCUGAAAUUGACAGUUCUGCUGUCAAAAUGGAGGGCUGGUUGAAAGUUCCCAGGCAAGGGAAGUCAGGCUGGGAGAACCGCUACUGCGUGUUAGAGGGAACCUGGCUGUCCUUGUACUUGAGCGAUGCUGAUGCUAACCCAGUGGACAGCUUUGACCUCAACCCCAUGGAUGCGGACGUCAGUGUACACAGCGCUGUCACAUCGGCAGAACUGACCAACACAGCAUCUUCUGACCUCCAUCACAUCCUUCGCCUAGACCAGGAUCCCAUGACGACUUGCUGGCCUGGACGCUACCUCUACUUGAUGGCCACCAACUUCCAGGAAAAGCAGAGAUGGGUGGCUUCCCUGGAGGCCGUAGUCAAGAGUGUCCAGUGCAAGAAUCACCUCUAUCAUAAUAAGAGCCAGAUGUUAACAGUUCUCUCACUCAAGGAUGGGGACCAGAGGGAGUUUAACUGUUCAUUGGUCAUCUCCCCUCAGCUUGUGUUACUGGGAACCGAAGAUGGGUUGUAUGCAAUGAACCCUGAAGCUCUGACUUCCAAAAACAGCAGACUUGUUCAACUCACAGGCUUUGGCAGCGUGCAUCAGAUGGCUCUGGCUAAAGGAGUGGACCUAAUUCUUAUACUGACUGGCCCUGAACGACGAUUGGUCAUGCUGGAGAAUAAACUGGUCAAGUGUCGUAUGAGUCAGACCCUCGGAGGAGAGACUGUCCCUUUCUCAUUCCGGAUGGUGGAGGGUCUGCAAGCUUGCACAGUGUUCGAUGUGGGCUUGUGGAACCAUGCCAGCUACCUGUGUGUGGGGACCCCAACCAAGCUGUACCUCAUGAAGUACAACACAAAUCUAUCCAUGUACUGUGUGAGAAAGGAGUUUCCCAGCUCGGAGCCCUGCAGCUGUGUCUGUAUAGCAGAGAAUUAUGCCAUAGUGGGCACUGAGCGCUUCUACAAGAUCAAUCUAGAGCACCCGAGCCUGCUGGACUUUGUUGACAGACAGGACAGUUCUCUGGCUUUUGCAGCAUUUGGUGCAGCUAACCACAGUAGCUUCCCCUUGGCUGUUGUACGUACAUCCCAAGAUAAUGCAUCUUUAGAGUUUCUCUUGUGUUUUCAUGAGUUUGGAGUAUUUGUUGAUCAUCAUGGGCAGAGAAGCCGGGCAACAGAUGUUAAAUGGAGUGGUUUGCCCCUUGCUUUUGCCUUUGUGGAACCAUUCCUAUAUGUAACCUACACAAAUACGGUGCAGGCUACAGUCGUGCCUACGGACAGAACUCUGGCUAGGGGCCGACAAACAAUAUUAGACAUCCAGUCCCCUCGUUAUCUGGGUCCAGCCCCUUCAUACGGGUGUGUUUAUAUAAGUAGUACUGACACCAGCAUUAAUGUGACAGAAGUGAUCUGUGUUCGAGGACAGGAAGAUUUCUCUAAAGACUACCCACAUGAUAAAGAGAAUGUUGACAGUACAAAGAAGGCAGGAAGUCAUCAAGUUCGUUUCACAAGUCCCAUCAGGACUCCCAAGGUUACUCAGCUGCGACGCCGGGGAUCUUUAACCUCUUUAACCAGCAACUCCAGCGGCAGCACAUUUGCCAGUGUGGAAUCUGGGGUCUAG
This is a messenger RNA of Candidula unifasciata, 2120 nucleotides long. The record is from the annotation of a GenBank genome assembly. Lineage: Eukaryota; Metazoa; Mollusca; Gastropoda; Stylommatophora; Geomitridae.